AAAAUAAUAGGCCUACACGUUUAUCUGUGACCAUGCCGGAACACCCAAGGGUACGCAGUCCAGAACAUAACAGAAGCAAGGUGUCCCAGGAUGAAUUCCCAACUUAUUAUGCAACUCCACUAUAAAACACGCGGCACGCAACAAGUCAGUCUCAUCCAGGAGCCGAGAGAGGAGAGAAGCACAGAGAACACAAGCGCUGUAACUAGAGCUCUUCUUUCCACUCCACAGAAUUUAAGCAAAGAAAUGGACUUCAUCCUGCCACCCACUAUGCCAGCUGGUGGUAUCCCCUGGGAGAAGGUUUUACCACCUCUUAUUCCACGGCUCAACGGGACUUAUGGACAAUAUAAUUGGUCCCCAAAAUUAAUCAUUCCAGAGACUGAUAAUGCCAGCUCUGCAGAGGUAACCUGUGAUGACAGCGGAUUUACAGUUCAAGUUGAUGUGAAACAUUUCAACCCAGAGGACCUGAUCGUCAAAGUCAUAGGAGACUUUGUAGAAGUGCAAGGAAAGCAUGAAGAGAGAAAGGACGGUCCUGGAUUUACAACACGACAGUUUAACCGUCGCUACCGCAUUCCAAAGGGAGUGGACACCAUGGCUUUGGAGUCAGCGGUCUCUCCAGAUGGGAUCCUUAUCAUAUCUGCACCUAUGCUGCACACUCAGAGCUACACACCUCUUACUUAAAUUGCAUUAACAGACGACACUAAAACCUCUGCCAUCCUUACCGUACACAAAAAUAAAUCAGCGGAAGCCUUUAUGGUCACACUGACAAAAAUGGCAAUAACUUCAAGCUCCUGCACUCGCAGCAGAACUUGGUAUGUGCCAAAGCACACAUCUGCUCUGUUCCUGGCACAGUUCUAAUGUUCCCUGCACUCCAAGGUUUGUAUAUACUGCUCUGCUAAUACUCAAUGUUACAUAAUGUUUCAAGUAACCACUCUACUUUGUAAAUAUUCUGUUAGCAUUUCCAACUCCUGCUUUUUGUGUGCAACUUUUGUACAUGCACAGUGUUGUGAAUAAUAAUCCACCGAGACACAUCUCCAACCUUUAUUGUAGAAAAAUGUCCUCAAAAAUAUAAAUUAACUUUAUUUC
Molecule: messenger RNA, 1083 nt
Organism: Pundamilia nyererei
Lineage: Eukaryota; Metazoa; Chordata; Actinopteri; Cichliformes; Cichlidae
Gene: hspb6
Product: heat shock protein, alpha-crystallin-related, b6
Exons: 4
Coding region: 91-678 (195 amino acids)
Biological process (GO): protein refolding; negative regulation of apoptotic process; response to heat
Cellular component (GO): nucleus; cytoplasm
Source: RefSeq, a predicted model, not a curated record